AUGAAAAAGCGUCAGGCGUGGCUGGACAAUUGGUCCCAUCAUAGCGAUGGCCGUGGUGGCCUGAACGCUGAGUCCGACUUUGGGUCUCGCCAUGAUGAACCGAGAAGCAAUGGUCUCGCCUCCAAGGGCAAUCCCGGUGAGCCGAAAGGCAAUGGUGGCUUUGUCGAACUCAACACCCAGAAAGUCCAGCAAGGGGAGACUCACGGAUCCAAGCAUGGUGAGCUCGACGACGGUAGCUACGCCGCUGAAAAGACCGAAGAGUAUAAUGGCAGCUAUGUCCUUGCAUCGAAGGCUCACCUGCAAGACUCAAGUGAUGUCUGUAACAACGAGACUGAUCGUGAUUCUGGCGCUGCUUUGGCGAAGAUGGGGUCUGCAGCCAUUCCCCAAACCGUAUCUGUAACACCUCACCUUCAUGAUGGCCAAGGUUCUGUCACUUCUAACGGUCGCAUGACUACUGAGAACGCCAAUUUUCUGUCAGGAAACAAUCACAAUAUGUCUCACUCAAAGGCCUGGGUUUAUGAUGUUCCCAUUGUGCCGCAGCCUGACCGCAAUCAGCUGCCAGAGAGCCGCUGGGCUACAAAAACUCGAACUCCUACGAAUAGCCAAGCUCUUGCGAAUCGUCAAGCUGCUGCCAAGAGCCAAACUCCUAUAAAGAGUCAACCUGCUGCGAAUAACCAAACUCCAGCGAAGAUUCAGCCCGCUGCAAAGAGCCCACGUGCUGCAAAGUCAUUGGACCAGCAAACCAUCAAGCGCUAUUAUAAGCCAUUCGUUCCUGCUGCGGUCAAGCCUGAGACCAAUCGGCCCGUUAUUUCCACCCCUGAUGUUCAAGAGUCACCUAAGCAUACCCAGAAUUCGGAUAAUAGUCCCCAGCCCUAUACGACGCCUGAGCUGGUCGCGUCACGCCCUCGCGCGCCCCCAGUCAUGCUUAACUUGAUACAGAAAACACCGGUUACCACGCCCUCCAAACCCGGUCUUCAUGGAUCAACUGCGGUUACUUCUGUAGCUCGCACACCUGAAGCACCGGUUGGCCCAACGUCGGGCAGCCCUCAGAAGGUCAUGCCGCCAACGGCUGAUGCCUUAAUUUCUACAACCGGUGCUGCUCUAACUGAAAAGGCUGAAAGCGAUGAGUGGAUGGCUAGAAUCAGUGACGACGGCGUUGGAGUUCAGAGUGCUAGACGUACGCCAGACAUUCGCGGAACGUUUCCAGAGAAAGAAUUAGCGGACCAAGACUGGAAUGAACCCCGGCGUGCCAAGCCUCAAAAGAAGGACACCGAUAGCAAUGUCAGCGUCGAGGGAAACUUUGAACACUCGUCGAUCAUGUCUGGUUACAUCAAGUCCUGGGCUCAAGAAAUUCCGGGAGUGAGAGCUUCCUUCCUUGAUGAAAAAGUCCCUGAGCACGAGGACUGUGAUGUCGACACUAUGACUGGCGAGCUUGUCGCUCCCUGUGAAGCCCCCACAAGCAGACCGAGCCAGCAGCCACUUUCGUCCAACUUGGCGCAUAAGCAAUUAACGGAGAGCUCUGCCUUGGCAAUCAGACGAGUCAUUGCAAAAAAGGCGAGAAAGGCCAAAGCUGAGGCCAAAGCUGAGGCCAAAGCUGUUGAAGUGGCUAAGGAAAGGGAACGAAGGCGUCAGAUGGAGGAAGAGGGGCGUCAGUUCAUGGAGGAGCAAGCCAAGAGGAAGAAUCGCUUCCUAUGCAGACAUCCCUGUCACCUAAGACCAGCUUGUGAGGCGGAUAUGGACGGGGUUGCCGCCAUUUACAAUCAUGAGAUCAAAGAGGGUUGGCAUGCUGUGGACCAAGACCCUGUUGAUCCUGCGGGCUUCAAACACAUCCUAGAGAACUGCAAGAAAGAAAAGAUGCCGUUCAUUGUUGCUCUUGACAAAUACAACAACCCCUAUGAUCCCAAGGAAACACACGCAGUCAUCGGUUUUGUGUUCAUCGACAUCGCCGGUCGUGGUAUUUUUGGUUCCCUCAAGACCAACAGCAAGGAAUCGGGCAGACUAUAUAUCAUGGUUAGCCCUGAGUACCGUCAACAGCGAGUUGGCACUGCGCUGUUGGAUUCGAUCUUGGCUAUGGUCUCCCACACAUACAACUCGAAGGAACUGUCUUACCAAUGGGAAAACAAGACGGAUGAUUCGGUCCACAAAGUGUGCUAUCGUAACCCCCGUCAGUGGCGCACGCUCAUCAUGGAGGUUUAUGUGCAGAGCUUCGGCAGCAAAGAGAAAACGGAGAAGAGCGACGAGUACCGGUUCAUCUUAGACUGGCUCUCGGACGAAUUCGCCCUGUACCUCAUAUCCCACUCCGUGGGCUUUGGACGCAACGAUAACCUCGGGGACCCUUGGCUCGACCGUCUGGUCUUCGAGCAUAUUUGUCGCGGCUAG
Messenger RNA from Pseudomassariella vexata, 2379 nucleotides. RefSeq lists its product as uncharacterized. The record is from RefSeq and is a predicted model, not a curated record. Bases 1 to 2379 code for a protein of 792 amino acids. The transcript has a single exon. NCBI's taxonomy places the organism in Eukaryota, Fungi, Ascomycota, Sordariomycetes, Amphisphaeriales, Pseudomassariaceae.